Messenger RNA from Emiliania huxleyi CCMP1516, 741 nucleotides. RefSeq lists its product as hypothetical. The transcript has a single exon. Bases 1 to 741 code for a protein of 246 amino acids. The record is from RefSeq and is a predicted model, not a curated record. NCBI's taxonomy places the organism in Eukaryota, Haptophyta, Isochrysidales, Noelaerhabdaceae.
AUGCCAGACCUCACUGCCGCCGAGCUCAGCAUUCCGGCCGAGCAGCACCCCGAUCCCGCAAAGCCACUGGUGAUACCCGUCGACUCAACAGUGGUAGGCUCUACCCUGCGCUUCAUUCCGUGGUCUGUGGUGGGCAAUCCGGCCCUCCUCCAGCUGCCCCCUCCUCCUCCGGGGAUGCAACCGUCGUGGGUCCAGAUUCCGCAGUGGGUCGCCAUCAGUGCGCUGCUCGCCUUCAGUGAGCCCGAGCCCGCUGUGGCCACCCACUUUGACAGGCUCAGCGUCUUGCGGCUGGCCGUAUUGGCCGCGGCCUGGCGCCGCAUCCUCGGUGCCCUGUCCGACCUCGGCGUUUUCAGCACGGUGCACGUGGAUGAGGAUGCGUUCCGUACGGUGUGCAUCCAGGCUCUGCACUCCCGCCAAAUCCCGGUGCCCGAGCUCUAUCUGCAGUGGGGCGAUUUGGGGUACUCUGAGGCUAUCGUGCCCUUGGGACCAGCGCCAUCUGCAGAAGCGAAGGCCGUCGACUUCUUGCAGUACGCGACGGUCGGGGCUCUUUGCGACCCUACGGCCGACGUCCCGUUCGCAGCCCUGUCUGACAUGACCCGCUGCUUGGGGCCCGUCUUCACGGCGGCGGCGCGCGUCGAUCCCAUGGGGAGCGCCGUCGUGGGGGCUGCAUCGCUCGCCAGCCGACGCUGCGCGUUGGGCGGAGAGGGUGAUCGAUAUCAACCCGGGGGACAUACCGCCUGA